ACAGGGAAUAAUAUCAUCACAAUUCAUAAACCAAAUGCAUAUACUUUUUAGCUAGCUAAUAGAUAAAUCAAAACAGCUACUGGCUAGCUUCAAUGGCUAUAUCUUCUCUUGUCCUGGUAUUUCUUUUUCAAUUGUGCUUCACAUCUACUACUACUAGUCUUAAACACCCUUUGGACCCUUUAACACCCUCUGAAAUAACCCAAAUUAAACACAUAAUCCAUAAUUCUCACCUAGGAAAAUCUUCUUCUUCUUCUAACAUCUCUUUUCAUUAUGUUGAUCUCGAAGAACCAGAGAAAGCCGAUGUAAUUCAAUGGUUGUCAUCAACAAAACGCAGCGAGUUAUCUCUUCUUCCACGCAGAGCCAAGGUUGUGGUUCAAGCUCUGGACUUAAUCCAUGAAAUUAUUGUGGACUUAAGUGCUGGUUAUAUAGUAUCAGACCAAGUCUACACUGGAUAUGGAUAUCCCAGGUUCACAUUUGAAGAACUCUACCAAACUACUAAAUUGCCUGCAAAAUAUCCCAAAUUCAAGCUCUCAAUUCAAAAGAGAAGUUUGAAUUUGUCAGAUGUUUUCUGUCUGCCCCUCACUGCAGGGUGGUUUGGAGAACGUACAAAGAAAAGAAGCCUAAAAGUUGUAUGUUACUAUCAACAAGGAACCAACAACAUAUAUGCAAGACCCAUUGAGGGGAUUUCUAUGUUAGUUGAUGUAAAGUUGAUGCAAAUUACAGAAUAUUUGGACAGAUUCCGAGCUCCAGUGCCUAAAGCUCAAGGUACAAGUUUUCAUUCUUCACCUCAUAGAAACAAGUCGCAACAAAAGAAGCACGGAUUCGACAUAGAUGGCAGCAUUGUUCAGUGGGGAAACUGGUCUUUUCAUGUUGGUUUUAACUCAAGGGCAGGGCUCAUCAUCUCUACUGCGUCUAUAUACGACCAACAGAAAGGUAAAUCCCGCAGUGUUUUAUACAAGGGACAUGUAUCGGAGACGUUUGUCCCGUAUAUGGAUCCGACAACAGAAUGGUACUUUAGGACCUAUUUGGAUGUAGGAGAAUAUGGGUUUGGUCAAUCAGCUAACACACUGGAGCCAUUGGUUGACUGCCCCGCUAAUGCCAAAUAUUUAGAUGGUCACUUGGUUAGAGCAGAUGGUGAACCUUAUAAAGUUCCUGGAAUUAUAUGCAUUUUCGAAAGGUAUACUGGCGAUGUAUCUUGGCGACAUACUCAAAUUUCCAUGCCCGGAAGAGUUAUAAGAGAAGUUAGUGAAGAGGUUAAUUUGGUAGUUCGAAUCGUUUCAACUGUUGGGAAUUAUGAUUAUAUCCAGGACUGGGAAUUCAAAAGGACUGGUUCUAUAAAAGUUGGGGUGGGAUUAACAGGUAUUUUACAAAUGAAGGCUACGUCGUACACAAAUAUGGACCAGAUAACUGAAGACAUAUACGGAACCCUCGUUGCAGAAAACACCAUUGCCAUCAACCAUGACCACUUCAUAACAUACUACCUAGACUUGGACAUUGAUGGGGAAGAAAACUCUUUUGUCAAGUCAAAGAUGGAGAAAAUGAGAGUUCCAAAACAUAUGCAGUCCCCAAGGAAGAGUUACUGGACUGUCACUCGGGAAACAGCUGAAACUGAAGCAGAAGCUAGAAUUCGGCUCGGUAUGGAGCCCAUAGGAUUAUUAGUUGUAAAUCCUAAUAAGAAGACGAACAUGGGUAAUAUUGUGGGUUAUCGGUUAGUUCCCGGCUCGUCAGGUUCUUCACUUCUGUCAGAUGAUGAUUACCCCCAAAUUCGUGCAGCCUAUACCAAGUAUCAAGUUUGGGCAACUGCAUAUAACAAGUCAGAGAGAUGGGCAGGUGGACUUUUCACUGAUCAAAGCCAUGGUGAUGAUGGGUUAGCUGUUUGGAGUAGCAGGAACAGCACAAUCAAGAACAAGGAUAUCGUACUCUGGUACACAGUUGGUUUACAUCAUAUCCCUGACCAAGAAGAUUUCCCAGUGAUGCCGACAUUGCACAGUGGAUUUGAGCUCCAACCAGCAAACUUUUUUGAGUUCAAUCCUUUGUUGAAAAAUUAGAACCUGUUAAUUCUAAUAUGACCAGAGAUUGAUUAGUAGUGAAAAAUGUUACCUUUUCUUUUGGGUAAGCUUCCUAGGAGAUUUUAUUCAUCAAUGAGAAAAUAGAAAAGAACCAAGGAGGGUCAUAGUACCUUAACUUCAAGUAAGCUACGAAAAAAAGAGAAGAUGAAGCAAAACAAUUUUAAAAUGUAAUUGUGGAAAAGAUCAUCUAGUUCUAACAUUUCAGACUGCUUUGUUUGUAUGUCGAGACUCAACAUUGUAUAAUAUGAGAGCUAUUGUAAUCUUUUUUUUUUGUUUGUUUUAUAGCUUUUAUUAAGAAAGUCUAAAGACUGAAGUCUGAAAAAGAAAUUCAGGAUA
This is a messenger RNA of Papaver somniferum (opium poppy), 2405 nucleotides long. RefSeq names its product primary amine oxidase 1-like. The transcript is spliced from 4 exons. The coding region runs from base 93 to 2048 and encodes 651 amino acids. Gene Ontology annotation, biological process: amine metabolic process. NCBI's taxonomy places the organism in Eukaryota, Viridiplantae, Streptophyta, Magnoliopsida, Ranunculales, Papaveraceae. The record is from RefSeq and is a predicted model, not a curated record. Gene Ontology annotation, molecular function: copper ion binding; quinone binding; primary methylamine oxidase activity.